GCUGGUUUUGGUUAGCAGCGUGGUGAAGUGAAGGAAAGAUGAGCAGCGACACAAAAGGGAACAACGGUGGCAACGUUGGAGGAGGAUUCAGGUCAAGAUUGAAUCACUAUCUCUAUAGCGGUGACAAAAAACACGUUUUCAUUGGCUUAACUCUCAUCACUGCUGUUUUUACCAUCCCAUGGUUCCUUAUGAAUAGGGGAACCAAACACCAGUCUCAUCAAGAUUACUUGGAAAAAGCUGACAAAGCAAGGAGCCAAAGACUCUCAUCCAGUUCUGCUUCUGCCAAAUGAUCUUCACAUCAUAGUUUUCCAGUAACACUGAAUUAAAAGGCAUUGAAUGAAUGUUUAUCGGAUGUCCUUUUGUCUCUAGUUUUAUUCUUUGAGAUGGAGGUCUAUUAUCCUUUUCCCAUUGUCCUGUACGUUAAAUUGGUCCUUUUCAUUUUUUUUAAACUAAUGAUGUAUAAUAAAUUUUGCCUAUAUAAUAAAUUUGGUU
Messenger RNA from Abrus precatorius (Indian licorice), 492 nucleotides. RefSeq lists its product as uncharacterized. The transcript has 2 exons. Lineage: Eukaryota; Viridiplantae; Streptophyta; Magnoliopsida; Fabales; Fabaceae. The record is from RefSeq and is a predicted model, not a curated record. Bases 39 to 290 code for a protein of 83 amino acids.